AUGGCUUAUCUCUGUUCACCCCUGAAGCUGCUGGGUCACCGGGUGGGGCUGGGUCACCUCAGACGGCAGCUCCUUCUAGUGAUGGCUGCAGGGAGGAAAGGCCGGGACACAUGUCUCUUCAGGUUGCUGUGGAAGGAGGCCAUGGCCCUGAAGAGCUGGAUUUUUCACUGGUGGGUCCUCAGCAAAGACCACUGCCAUAUCGGGGACAUAGACCUGCACGACCAUCACGACCUCCACGUGAUCGUCCGCAGCUCUUUGACCAUCAUGGGCUACUUUCUCAGCCUGCUACAGCUGCUCUCCACCUGUGUGGCCGUCUCCCUGGUGGCCAGUGUGGGCACCUGGGUGACUGGUCCAUGUUUGGUUCUUCUGCUUCAUCGUGACCUUAACAUCUUCAUAGUUGGGUUACGUGGGCUCCAGUCCCGCCUCCACCUCUUCUGGGACAGCCUUCUCGUCACCUGUGCCUGCCAUGCCACCCUCUUACGCCUCUCGGCCUCCAUCCUCUUUGCCAUCACCUACAUCCAGUUCUUGCCUCACAGCCCCUUUCGGGACCACGCCAUCGCUGCCACUGCAUUCUCUUGGAUGGUUUCUGUGGCUCAUACCACCCAAGCGGCCUGGACCUGUGCCCUGACUGGCGAGUUCUCCUGCUAUACGCUCACCUUGCCAGGCCUGCUCAACAGGCUGGAGAUCUUCAUGGCCUGUGUCAUCUUCGCUUUCAUCUGCAGCCCCCACCUGUAUCAGCAGCAGCCGGCCCUGGUGUGAUGCGUGGCCGUGUGCCCCAUCUGCUUCCUCCUGGCAGCCACGGCCAUCUUGCUGAACUGGUGCAACUGGAACAGCAGUCCUAUCCCCGCCCCCAUUUUCCAUUUGGGGCUGACCCUGCUCUCCGUCCUCCUCUACACCUCCGCUGUGGUCCUCUGGCCGCUCUACCAGUUCGUCAAGAAGUUCGGCAGGCAGCCCCGGCGAUCCAGUGAUGUGAGUUGCCGUGAUAGACUCACCUCCUAUGUGUGCGUCUGGGAACCAUGGCUGCCUAUGGCCAUCUUGACAGCCAUCAACCCGCUGAUUUAUGUGGCUGCCCUGGUGGAUUUGGCCCGCCGGUUUUUUUUAUCAGGUUCUGAGGCUCUGCACAGGGCUUCCCAAUUCCCUCUUGUCAAUGGAAGUUUCUACACCAAGCUCUGA
This is a messenger RNA of Balaenoptera musculus (blue whale), 1173 nucleotides long. RefSeq names its product myeloid-associated differentiation marker-like. The record is from RefSeq and is a predicted model, not a curated record. Gene Ontology annotation, cellular component: plasma membrane; cell-cell junction. Lineage: Eukaryota; Metazoa; Chordata; Mammalia; Artiodactyla; Balaenopteridae.